AACCCCUAGGUUGGGGCGUGACACCUACUCUCCCGAUCCUUAAAUAAAUCGGAAAUCUGACCAAUUUCUGACCGUCGCCGUUAACAUUCCAAGCCCGCCGGAAAUCCUCCACCACAUCAGCGCCGAGAAGCUCAACGCCCUUCUCCUUCGCCUUCUGAUACGCGGACCACGUCCUCGGGAGCAUUAAGUACUCAUCAAAACUCAUCAUCCUCUCUAUUGCGAACUGAUCAAACGGGCCCGUGUCCGACUCUCCCUCCACCGGCUCGAAAGGGAAAUCGAUCGUCGUGUACUUCUCAUCCACCAAUUUCCGCUCCGGAUCCCAGUCAAGGUUAUUGUCGAAUCGUAGCAGGACGGCGUCGACGGCCUCGUUGACUUCCGGCAGGCAGUAGCACCAGGCGGCGAUCACUCCGUCGGGUUUCUUCAACACCCACCUCACCUGUUACAAUUAUUCGCAGAGAUUAGUUACUAUUUGCUUGAUAUCUUGUUUGCACGCGAUUUUCUGAUUGUUGGUUGAUAUUUGGCUUAUGCCCACCACCCGUUUGUUUAAAUUCCUCUUACACAUUCUUUUACCAUUGGUCUAUAUAGUUUCUCUUUCUUUCACAUUAACAUCUGUUAUAGAUUCACAACCUGUUCGUAGAAUUUGGGGAGGUCGAACCAGUGCAUGGCUGUGGCCACCGUCACCAGAUCCACACUCGAUUCUGUUGCCACCACCUUCUGUUGGAGCUCUUCCAAAGACAUUGUCGGAGGGGUGUGUUGGUACCGUAUAUUGGGGAGCUUAGUUGCGUGCUCCAGUUGUGUUGGGCUGGUAUCUGUGGCUACAACAUUCUUGUAUAAUUCAGCCAACUGAAAAGUGGGAAAGAAAAAACAUGUUAAAAAAUGAAGCAUCUUGAUAUGGGGAUGACAGUUUGCCCAUCCCCUGAAGGAAUGGGAAAAGAGUCCGCCGGUGUGAUCGAGAUGAGACUUACAGAUCGGGCAGCCUGGCCGGUGCCAGUGCCGACAUCCCAAGCAAGAUCAUGAGAAGGUGUCUUGGAGGCAAUGUACUGAAAGAGCUGCUUGGGGUAACCGGGGCGACCCACGGCGUAGUGUUUCGCCUGAUUAAUGUAUAGAUUUGCCAUUUGGAAGAAUUAUUGUCUGUGAUCAAGAUGAGAUUCGAUAAAUUUUAUUAUUUGGA
Rubroshorea leprosula is the source of this 1171-nucleotide messenger RNA. The record is from the annotation of a GenBank genome assembly. Lineage: Eukaryota; Viridiplantae; Streptophyta; Magnoliopsida; Malvales; Dipterocarpaceae.